Nematocida ausubeli is the source of this 1020-nucleotide messenger RNA. RefSeq lists its product as uncharacterized. The record is from RefSeq and is a predicted model, not a curated record. Lineage: Eukaryota; Fungi; Microsporidia. Bases 1 to 1020 code for a protein of 339 amino acids. The transcript has a single exon.
AUGAAAGGGAAGCAGCGAAAUACGCCAUUCAGAAGGGAGAGCCCUCCAAGUAAAAAUGCCUGCUAUGACAACUUUAUGACACAGAAAGAAAAAGACUUUGUGGCCUCUCUAUUUGAAAGAACUAUUAGAAAGAAAGAAAGAGUUUGCCCAGACUUCUACACACAGGAGAGAGUGCCAAGGCCUGAUUGGCGGAAAAAGGAAAGUUCCGAGGAAGAGUCGCUCUUUGAAGGCGUGCUGGGGAUGGCCAUUCGAAAGUCAACCAAAAAAUCCGUAACAGCCAAGGAUAAAAAUGAAAGCAGCAGAAUAUUGAUUAAAAAGCUGAUAUCAAGAGGCAAAAUAGAGGAGAUAUAUGAUAUGUUGAACUUUUCUGAAAUAUUCAUAGACGCGCCAGAAAAAGAAGAGGGCGCUUCACACGACUCAGCAGACCCAAAUAGCACAAAUGUGAAGGCGAUUGCAGAAAAGCUUAAGGAAAUAGGCGAGGAUCUUUUUAACAUGGAGAAGGGCAUGGAACUAAUUAACAGGCUCCUCUUUACAGGUACAGGGGAGAAAAAGGCGUACUUUUCUACAAUUCUCUCGAUAAUUGUUGAUAGGAUUAAGUAUAUCUACUAUACGCCCGAGCUAGGAGACUAUAUCAGCAAGCUUGUUCCUGUGAUAAAAGAACCACUUUCUUCUCUUGAGCUGACUCCGCAUGCGCUAGCAGGCCUUUUCCUCACAAACACAGUAGGAAUCCUUAUGGGGCACAUGCUUUUGGCGUCAUUCAGGAAGGAUCAUCCAGAGUUGUUCAACAGCGUGUGCAAAGUACUUCCAGAGGCGCUGAACGCAGGGUGCAUCUCUCGAAUAUUCCUAAAAGUGCCACAUCCAUUGGUGUGGAGGUUCCUUGCAGUCUCUUCUAGAAAGAUGCCUACGUCUGAGCUACUCUCUCUUAGGAAAAGACUAGACGCAUAUAUAACAGCGGAUCUAAACAAAAGAUCACCUGCCAUGAUUGAGAACAUAAGAACAUUUCUUAAACGGUGUGCGUAA